AUGUUCGUUGUCCUUGUGAUGAUGAUGACCACCAUUCUUGCAAUGAUGACCAACAACAAGACUGUGGAAGGUCAAGGAAUUCCUCUCAAAGUAUUCUUGGGAGGUCCCUAUGAUACUUCCGAGGCUAAAAGUUUGUUUGAGAAAUUCAAAGUUGCCUUUCAUAAGAAGUAUGGCUCAGAGAUGGAACACGAAAAGAGAUGGAAGAUAUUUUAUGAAAACAUUAAUUAUGUGAAUCAAUUGAAUAUUAUGCACAUGAAAGAGAAGAAGGAAGUGGAAUAUGGAAUUACGAAAUUUAUGGACAUGACACCUCAGGAAUUUAGUCAACAAAAAUUACUUCCAGUCACCAAACAUGAAGAUGUUAAACAUGUACCAACCACUCCAAAAGAAAAGUAUGGAGAUGUGAAUGCUUUACCAGAAUCCUUUGAUUGGCGUGAUAAAGGAGCCGUCACUCCGGUCAAAGAUCAAGCAAGUUGUGGAAGUUGUUGGGCAUUCAGUACCAUUCAAAACAUUGAAGGUCAAUACUUUUUAAACGGUAAUCCUUUGACAAAAUUUUCUCCUCAACAGUUAGUUGAUUGUGAUCCAUUGAACUGUGGCUGUUUUGGAGGUUAUCCAUAUGUUGCUAUGGAAUAUUUAAAGGCCAGAGGAGGCUUGACAACAGAACAAGAUUAUCCAUAUUGCAUUCCACCGCUUGGAAAUUGUUUCCCUUGCAAUACUAAUAAGACGUAUUGUCCAAGCCCAGAAUAUUGCAAUCGUACUUGUGGUGUCACAAAUGCUGAGUUAGUGGCUAAGAUUGCUGGUUAUGAAAAUGUUUCAACAAAUGAGGAUGAAAUUGCUGCUUAUUUAGUCAAACAUGGUCCAUUGUCAAUUGGAUUGAAUGCUGUAUGGUUGCAAUUUUAUCAUAGUGGAAUCAGUGACCCAAUGUGGUGCCCUCCAGACAUUGAUCAUGCUGUAUUGCUUGUUGGUUUUGGAGUUCACACCAAUUGGAUCGGAGAAAAAACCAAAUAUUGGAUUGUUAAGAACAGUUGGGGAGAAAGUUGGGGAGAAAAAGGCUAUUUCAGAAUCAUCAGAGGAGUUGGCAAGUGUGGUAUCAACACAAUUGUCUGUAAUGCCCUUCUUCAAAAGAAAUAG
Messenger RNA from Naegleria fowleri, 1128 nucleotides. RefSeq lists its product as uncharacterized. Gene Ontology annotation, molecular function: cysteine-type endopeptidase activity. Gene Ontology annotation, cellular component: lysosome. The record is from RefSeq and is a predicted model, not a curated record. Bases 1 to 1128 code for a protein of 375 amino acids. The transcript is spliced from 10 exons. Lineage: Eukaryota; Heterolobosea; Eutetramitea; Acrasida; Naegleriidae.